Messenger RNA from Ruditapes philippinarum (Manila clam), 982 nucleotides. RefSeq names its product protein tolkin-like. The record is from RefSeq and is a predicted model, not a curated record. The transcript is spliced from 7 exons. The coding region runs from base 41 to 982 and encodes 313 amino acids. NCBI's taxonomy places the organism in Eukaryota, Metazoa, Mollusca, Bivalvia, Venerida, Veneridae.
UCAGGCACCCGGGAACAAAGUUAUAACAUUGAACCUAAAAAUGCUAGAAUUUGGCUCGGCUAGUUGUGAGGAAGAAAGUAUUAUCAUUUAUGAAGGCCAGAGUACACAAGGAACACCCCUCGGCACAAUUUGUAGUGACACUGUUCUGGGAAUUCUGCCUUAUCAUGCAAGUUCAAUGUUUAUUGAGUACAGAAAUCCUCUUAAACAAGAAGGUGAACGUUUUACAAUUGAUUAUAUGUUUGUCGAGGACAACUUUACUCCAGCACCUGUACCAUCAACAACCCCAUCUCCAGUUGGUGGAAAUAAUGACUGUAGUCGAAUGUACAAAGGAAUCGAUACAGACAGCGGAAUUUUGGUAUAUACAGCACCCAAAUACGAAAACAACAAAGAUUGUAUAGUUGUUGUACGUAAUGAUCAAUUACCAUAUCACGUGGUACAGAUAGAAUUCGAAUACUUUGACAUUGAAGAAUCGGACAACUGUAUCUUUGAUUCCUUGAGAGUUUUAUCUGGAGAAAGAAAUGACUCUGCUUUGCUUGGUGGACCAUACUGCGGUGAAAGUCUACAUGGGCGAACUUUCCUAACACGCGGUAACUCUCUUCGCCUUGAAUUCAAAACAGACGUGUCAUUUGCCCUAAAGGGAUUUCAAGCAAAAAUUUCAUUCGUACCAAAUACAGAAUGCAGUUGCAAUGGAAAGAAGAUGUGCAUUCGCCAGGACUUUGAGAAAAAAUGUAUUCACGGACAAAAGUGUGAGUUAAAUAGCUGUCAAAAUGGCGGAACGUGCAUGAAAACAGGUUUUGAAGCGACUUGUUACUGUCCUAAAGGUUUCCAAGGAGAAGAUUGUUCACAAAGCGAUGGAGAAAGGUCUUACCAUAUACGCUUUACCAAAGCACCCGUAGAUCGAACGAUAAAGAGAGGUAAUAAUCACGUAGAAGAAUGCAUAGUUGAGGUUCCAGAUGGAGUGAAGGUAGAUUAUUAUUGGUAA